ACAUUCAGCUGCAAUCCGUUUUGUAAACUACAGUGAAUGAGACGUAUCGCGUUGUUUUUAUGAGCGUGAUACUGUGCUUUCGCUGCGGCUUCUUGCUGCAUGACGAGGAGUAAUAAUAGUCUGUCGUAUUAUAUGCAAAUAUUCUUGUGUAUGUGACUUUUCAAUGAAUCAUUAGUUAAGAAAACGUAGCGUUAAUAUUUUCAUAUGUAAUAUAGACUAUAUCAACAAGAGUGUAGUGUUUUCAUUCGGUGUAUACAAUAAUUUAUCCUAAACGGCGAAGAUAAUUUCAACAGCUGUUUGGGCAUAGUAUGCUUCAUAUUUUGCCCGCUGCAACCAAGUUCCUGGACGGUUAUGGGGCGGCGGUCGACUACAAGCCAAAUAUUGUAGAGCACAAACGAAGACAGAAAAUGCGGGAGCCGGCAUCGGCUAUAUCAUGACGAAAACCUGCGCGAAUUAACAGUCCACCUUACACAAAGAAUAUUGACAUGUUCCGAAUGAGAACUUCGACAUAUUUUAUUUUAAUCGCUCCGAGGCGCACACGGAGGCAACUAAACAAAUACUUGUAAAGUAUUGAUAACGUCAAAUUAUCGCAUAUCUCGACUGAAUCCGUUGCGAAAACGCGUUAACCGAUAACAGUUGAUAAGUUGUGCUGAUUUUGAAUAGACGUCGUUCAGUGCUCGCGCUUCUGCGGUAGAAAGACGUGUUAAAUGUUGUGCCGAUAACGCUCGGCUUGAUGUUUAGAAACAUUUGACUAUUAGUCGCUGGUGUAAACAGAACGAGAAUAGCUACAUUGUGAAUUCGUAGUGCUGUAAUUAAAUUUGUGAGUGGGUCCGAAAGAUGCGGUCCGAAGAAUUGUGGUGUAGCCUGGCCGCGUUGGGCUGGUUUACCGCUUUUGUUGGAUGCCAUGCACCAGGAAGCGAGCUGGAGUCGGUCCGUUACGGUCCGGCCGAGGAUCGAAUCGACACUUUUACAAUCGCGAACAUUAAUGUGACGUAUGAACACGAGCGUCGUGGGAUAUACACAGAGAUAUCUGAGUCCGGCAAGUACGGGGAGGGGCAUAUCGGGUCGGCACAUGGUGUAGCGGUGCAUGUCCGGGCGAAAGGGCCAGGUGGGGAACGAGACCACUCGGGGUGCACGUGGCCACUCCUGUCAAUGGACGCGCCCGACGACCCGCUCCCCGACGAGCCGUGGAUCGCCGUCAUUAGAAGAGGAAAUUGUAACUUUGAAAUUAAGGUUCAGAAUGCAUGGCGGGCGAACGCAUCCGCCGUACUUGUGUACAACGACAGGGACACCACAGCCCUCGAGAAGAUGAAGCUGUCGUCUGAUAAUGGACGCAAUAUAAGUGCAGUGUUCACUUACAAAUGGAAGGGAGAGGAGAUCACGCGUCUCAUAGACAAUGGCACAAGAGUUAUGCUCGGCAUCACGAAGGGCCGCACUUUCGCCAAUGUUGGAAACAACAUAAACAAGACGUCGGUUCUGUUCGUGUCGAUCUCGUUCAUCGUGCUCAUGGUGAUAUCACUGGCGUGGCUGGUGUUCUACUACAUACAACGCUUCCGAUAUAUACACGCCAAGGACCGUCUCUCUAAACGGUUGUGCUGUGCUGCAAAAAAAGCCUUAUCCAAGAUACCUGUAAAGAGUUUAAAGACUGAUGAUAGAGAAGUACAGGGAGAUGGCGAAUGUUGUGCCAUUUGCAUAGAACCUUAUAAAGUGUCUGAGACCCUUAGAUCUCUUCCUUGUAGACACGAUUUCCACAAGAAUUGUAUAGAUCCGUGGUUGCUAGAGCACCGCACAUGUCCCAUGUGCAAGAUGGAUAUACUCAAGCACUACGGCUUUGUGUACACCGGUAGUCAAGAAAGCAUCCUACAAUUGGACGUCGAGGAAGCUCGAAGUCGCGCCCUCAGCCCCGCGCGCAACAGGCAUCCCCUCACGCUGCUAACGAGCGACAACUCGUACGAGGAGGCGACGAGCGAGCGCAGCAGCCGCGCGUCGUCGCCCGACGAGCUGGUGCCGUCGCUGCGCUGCGAGCCCGUCACCACCACCGCGCACACUUCCGCUUCCGCUUCCGGUUCUGCGCAUUCACACGCCCGACAUACAGACUCGCGAUGUGGUCACUCUUCCAGAUCGUGCACGUCGACACCCAGCGGAUCGCGGACAGAGAGUUCGAGACAACAGAUGGGCUCGACGAGCUCUGCACCCGUUCUCGAUUGAACGGUAAAUGGUCAACCCACCGUCGUGCCAAACUACGCCUAAGUUAUGUGCAGAGACUGAUGGGACGGCGCUGCGUGAUCACAACAUACGUGAACAGUGCUAACUAGUGCGGUCCAUACGAGUGAUGUGUUCAUAAAAAUAUAUUAGAAAAAUACUCAAAAAAGUAUGUGAACUCUAUGAAAGUGAAUUUCCAGUGAAAGAUAUGGAUGACACGUGAUAUUUUUAUUUUUAAGGACAAUAUAGAUUUUUUAUGGAUUAGCUGAUACGUUGGUAGAUAGGAAUCCGCAACUCCGCCUAGUCAACGAAAUAGUGUUGUCUGCCAACAGGCAAGCAUACAUGCCAUUUACGACCACCAUGAAUAUUAUACAACCGUUUCCUCUGUAUUUAGUAGAAGUAGAGAUGUGUCUUAUACUUUGCUAUCAAUACUAAAUAAAAACGGAUAUUAAUGAAUAAUAUAAUAUUUUAUGUUGCGUGGUUUAUGGAAUUUUAAAUUUCAAUGCAAAUUUAUUAGCUUGUAAACUGAAACGAAAAUAAAAUAACAGUGUCAGAUGUAUUAAGUCCACAAUACAGAACAUAUACUUUUUUUAAUCGCUAUAAAUAAUAGCAAAAGAAUAAAGCUGAUAUUUCUUUAGAAUAAUAAUUUAUGUUAAAUUCCUUCUUCAGACACCAUUUAAGUACCUAAAUGGUGUAGACAGUGAGCUCAUUGUCAAAAGGUGUAUAUAAAUGAAAUUUAUCGUAAACACUGCCUUAAGUUCCAAAAAAGCGAGCCACUGUACUUAAAUUGGUUCAUGAUCUCAUUUGUAUCCUUUAAUGAAAAUAUUUUUAUGUACAUAUUAAUGCUUAAAAUACGGUUGUGGUGGCCCUAUAUUAUAUUCAUAUUAAAUUAAUUAAAUAUGUUCUGUGCCGCAUAAUUGCAUUAGUCGCGUGGAACAUACAAGGCAAUCGUUACGUUGUGUGAGAGCUGUGUUAAAGAGUAUCCGUCCACAAUAAUGUAAAUUAUAGGUAUAUUAUUCCCUGGUUUGAUAAAUUACAUUUUCUGAUAUUACUAGAGUUAACAUUGUGAUGCGAAGUGAAAUAGACAUAUUCAUUUAUACAGAACAUAGAAUGCAUACCGCUCACAUCUUAGAUGCACAGAAGCAUUUUUUGGUUGACAAAUAAAAAAAUCGUACAUUAAUUUGAUUCAUUAAAUUUAAAACAUAUAUUGCAAUCUAUUAUAGCUAGUAUAGGCGAAUUCUUGUAUUAAAUGUUUCGAAUAAAACUACUUUAUAAACAUUUUGUCUUAUAUUGGAAUGGUACGGACAGCUUUUUGUACUAGCUGUGCUUAAAAUUAGUGAUUGUACUUAUAUUUUUUGUUUUACUCUUCCAAAUGAUUUCAGUAUGAUUUUAUGGUAUAUGAAAUAAUAUAUUACUAUUGUAUAGAUGUCUUUUAACAUAUCUGUCUUAUUAUGUGUAAUAACAGUUGUGUAUAACCUGGUAGCACAUUGUAGAGAGACUAAAAGUAU
This is a messenger RNA of Achroia grisella, 3710 nucleotides long. RefSeq names its product E3 ubiquitin-protein ligase goliath-like. The transcript is spliced from 12 exons. NCBI's taxonomy places the organism in Eukaryota, Metazoa, Arthropoda, Insecta, Lepidoptera, Pyralidae. The record is from RefSeq and is a predicted model, not a curated record. The coding region runs from base 838 to 2208 and encodes 456 amino acids.